UCACUCUGGUUUCAAGAUCCCAAGCCGCUGCAAGCACUGCUGCUAAACGAAAUGCCACCCGGCAGAUCUCCUCUGUUUAUCCGCCUCAACCGGUGGUCUAAUGUCUUCCGGCAGAAGGAUUAGAUGCGUGCAAGAAAGAGCACGGAGGCGCAGGUGUGGGAUGGUGCGGGACGCGAGGAAGCAGUUUAAUUAACCCCCCAACUCACUGCAAGUGAGCUUGUCCCUGACUGGCCAAUCCCUCAAUUGCCGCACCGUGGCUGUUCACUUGAUGAGAGAUGGUUGAUGUGCUGGCACUCAUGCCCACCAUUCUUUCCAAGCUCUCUUUCAGCUCCAAGAGUCUUGGAAACGGGAUGGACGGCACGGGUGACCUUUUCCUAAAUCCGUCGCCUGAUGGCCAUCUUGAUAGGUUGCAUUGGAAAGCAAGGGUCAGCUUGCGCCCCUUGCAGACGUGGCACGCGAGGACGAGAAAAAUAUCAAUGGUGUGCGCGAGAUUCUGCGUUCUCUCAAGCUCCGAGAACCACUUUGCCACAGGAAAAAAUGCUAACCACCAAAGCAAGGGUGAGCAGGUGGGAAAGAAAGAAGACCGAAUCUCGCUAGAAUUAGCGGUGAGUGGAGGAAAGGAUGCAGAGGACGCUUCUCUCUCUCUAAUUCAUACGUGUUAUCGCCCCCUUUUUGCUUCCCUCUUUUUUUUUAAUCUUCUUUUUUUCCUUUCCCUUCCCGCACGUCAUUCAUUGCCCCGGUCUCUACUCCAUAAUUAUCAAAACUUCUCCACACUUUCACCCAAGUGCUGUUUGACCCGGCUGGAAGAAAGACAAGAGUGUCAAGAAGGUGAAACGAAACGCCACCAGCCAGCAACGGUGGCACAUGAUCGCAUGGAGCAAGGGUUCACGAAGACGCUAGAAGAGGUUCCUGGCCAUAAAGCAGUGGAGAAGCGGAUCCCUUGUUCGACAAAGUCUCGCUAGUCGAUCGCUCAAGCCACUUCGCGAUGGACGGCCUCUCCCGUGAUAAGCCAGCUCCACGCGGAAUGGGAGGUCAGAGUUGCAGCCAGACAGGCCGGAUAUCUCGCUGCAGGCAUAUGCAGAAUUUUCUUUUCUUUUUGCCUCUCGAGUGUGAUGAUCGCUAUCUGCAAGACACCCAAAUCUUUGUACCAUUCAAACCAAGCCGGGGGUGUUAGUGACAUGCACCUCACAGGUUAUUACCCACACUUAUCAAAAACGUGCCCAAGCAAGUGGGCAGUUUUCCCAAUUCUGCAUUGGAUGCGGCGGGCAUAAAGAGCACAUCGGCCGAUGUAAAACGCCUU
This is a messenger RNA of Trichoderma harzianum CBS 226.95, 1300 nucleotides long. RefSeq lists its product as hypothetical. The coding region runs from base 297 to 962 and encodes 221 amino acids. NCBI's taxonomy places the organism in Eukaryota, Fungi, Ascomycota, Sordariomycetes, Hypocreales, Hypocreaceae. The transcript has a single exon. The record is from RefSeq and is a predicted model, not a curated record.